Messenger RNA from Camelina sativa (false flax), 768 nucleotides. RefSeq names its product histone H2B.1. Gene Ontology annotation, cellular component: nucleosome. NCBI's taxonomy places the organism in Eukaryota, Viridiplantae, Streptophyta, Magnoliopsida, Brassicales, Brassicaceae. Gene Ontology annotation, molecular function: DNA binding; structural constituent of chromatin; protein heterodimerization activity. The record is from RefSeq and is a predicted model, not a curated record.
ACCCUCAAUAGAUCUAAACAAGCACCACCACCACUACUAACUACUACAACAACUUAUCCGAUUAGUAACUUUACUCCAUUUCCCCAAUCGAGAUAAUGGCACCAAGAGCCGAGAAGAAGCCAGCAGAGAAGAAGCCCGCCGCAGCGGAAGAGAACAAGGCCGCCGAGAAAGCUCCAGCAGAGAAGAAACCAAAGGCCGGAAAGAAACUCCCACCGACGAAGGAAGCCGGCGACAAGAAGAAGAAGAGAUCGAAGAAGAACAUCGAAACCUACAAGAUCUACAUCUUCAAGGUGCUGAAGCAGGUUCACCCAGAUAUCGGGAUCUCGAGCAAAGCCAUGGGGAUCAUGAACAGUUUCAUCAACGAUAUCUUCGAGAAGCUUGCUCAGGAGUCUUCCAAGCUCGCAAGGUACAACAAGAAGCCGACGAUUACUUCUCGCGAGAUCCAGACUGCUGUCAGACUUGUUCUUCCCGGUGAACUCGCUAAACACGCUGUCUCUGAAGGUACAAAGGCCGUGACCAAGUUUACCAGCUCUUGAAGGAAAUUGAAAUUUGGUCUAGGGUUUCUUUUUAGGGAUUUCGAUUUGCUAUUGUAGUAGGGAAUGAAUUAGAUGCUUUGGUCGCUUUAAAGUUCGUAUCUUGUUUAUGUAACUAGGAUGAUGAUAUGGUUGUUCCUCUUUUUAAUUCACUGCUUUUAUGAUAUAUUGUAAUGUUUUUUCAUUUCGAUUUACUAAUUGAGAGGAUGAAUUUGCAAUUUCUUAUUAUGAAAUA